CACAUAAAUAAACAUUGUGAGUAAACAAUAUAAUAUAUUUGUGAGUCGACGUGGUUUUGACUCAUUUCGGUGCAGCUUCUCGGUCUAGUUUCUCGGUUCAGGUCCUCCGAUGAAGUCAAUAAAGAGCUUCGGCAACGUAAACCGGGUUCUGGCUAGACGUCAGACGGCUCCUACCACCACGGAUACCUCGCCAGAGACCACAUUGGCCACACCAGAAGAGAAUGCGUCGCGCAGUGUUAAACUCUUCUGCGAAUCUGGCGGACCCGGCCAUACGCAAGGCGAAGAAAUAUUACACCUUCCUGCGAUUGUAGAGGCGGCGGAGUCUUCUCCUGUGGCAGCAAAAGAAUGCGCAUACCAGAUCCGAAAAUUCCUCUCGAAGGAUAAUUCGAGCCGGGCCUACGUCCAAUACAAUGCUGUUAUGCUCAUACGCAUAUUAUCGGAUAACCCGGGAUCGACUUUCACCAAAAAUAUCGACAAGAAAUUCGUGGAUGCCGUGAAGGAGUUAAGCAGGACGAGCCGUGAUCCCAGUGUUCAGCAGCUGCUUUCGGACACACUAAACAACUUUCUAAGAGACAAAGAAUCAGAUGUCAAUAUGUCUGGUUUGUUGGAGAUGUGGAAAAAAGAAAAAGUUAAGAUUGAAAAGGUUCUCUCUCAAGCGGGUCAACCCGGCCGCGCUCCAUGGAUAGGGCAUCAUCCUCACCCGCAUGCCCCAGGGAGACAUGCUAAUAACGGGCCGCCCGGUCGACUUCCUGGCCCAGAGGAGUUGGCUUCUCGUGUUGAGGAGGCCAGGAACUCAGCAACACUCCUGACACAACUCAUUCAAUCAACACCUCAAUCAGAGUUUCUUCAGAAUGAUCUUAUCCGCGAGUUUGCAAACCGUUGCCAAGCCGCAAGUCGAAGCAUUCAAUCUUAUAUGGCUACCGAGCACCCAGCUCCGGACAAUGAUACUAUGCUCACUCUGAUUGAAACGAAUGAGCAGCUAUCGCUGGCCACAACUAAGCACCAGAGGGCCGUUUUGCAGACGAGGAAGGCUCUAGGCGUUGCUUCCCCAGAUCCGCAACUCAGCCCUUCCGUCGGACCUGUCAUGACAUCCGGUGUUGCUCCCGCACAACCUGCUUCAAUGUUCAAGCCUGUUGCCCCUCCGUCACGGAAAUCGUUUCCGAAGCCUGCCCAACCCGUUCCUUCGGAGCGCACAGCUUCACCAGUUUCGCCAGAGACAGAAAAUCCAUUCACUGACCCGGUCGAGCCAUCAGACGUCGCUACGCACAGCGUGAUUGACCACAAUGAGCCUUAUCAUCCUGGCUUCGGUUCGAAUACGGCUUCCAAGGAUCGUCGGGAGUCUGCCACAGGAGGAGCAACAUUGGAUACUACUAGCACUUUGAAAGAUGGGAGGAACCAACCGCGAGAUGCAGAUGAUAGCGACGAUGAUCCAUAUGCGGCUCCAGUGCCACAAACAACACCGGUCUAUCGAUACUAG
Messenger RNA from Pseudogymnoascus verrucosus, 1477 nucleotides. RefSeq lists its product as uncharacterized. The record is from RefSeq and is a predicted model, not a curated record. NCBI's taxonomy places the organism in Eukaryota, Fungi, Ascomycota, Leotiomycetes, Thelebolales, Thelebolaceae. The coding region runs from base 110 to 1477 and encodes 455 amino acids. The transcript has 6 exons. Gene Ontology annotation, cellular component: actin cortical patch. Gene Ontology annotation, molecular function: ubiquitin binding; phosphatidylinositol binding. Gene Ontology annotation, biological process: actin filament organization; actin cortical patch localization; endocytosis.